UCGAAUUACCCGCGUUACACUCCUAUAGUGUAGAGGUCGUUUGACGUUUUACAACAGUUUUGUGGACAAGUUAUAUAAAUCGAGAACAAUGGUGAAAAUAAUAAGAAAAUUCGCACUUUUGGAUCCCCUUAAAGAGGCAUAUCAUAAACCUUUAUGGGGUCGAUUAAAGCACUUGUGGUCUACUUUUCGAAACUCUAACCAAGCAGUGGCAUCAUAUUUACCUCUUAGUGCAAUAGUAUGUUUACCUUUAUCUGUAAUAAUUGUGUAUGGCAAACUUUAUUCAAAUCCUGUUCCAAGAUACUUCGAUCAUAUUCGCAUUUAUAGACCCGAUGAUUCACGUGUUGCAAAUAUUAGAAAGGAUUCUACUUUAAAAUAUGGCGAGUCUAAUGUAUUUGACAGUAUACAUAUGCCUAAUACCAUCUAAUUUUAUAUCAGACAGAAGGAAUAUAGUAAAUAAAUAUUUAUAGUAGUUACCAAAUAAAGAAUGUACACGUACUGCUGUACAAUCGUAAAUCAUCUUAUUGAGAAACAGGAAAACUAAAAUACACGAUUAGAUUAAAUAACUUUACUCAACGUGUAACACUGUAUCUGUAACACUGUAAUCCAUCUAAUGGUAUAAAUAAAUAGGAUUUAUUAAUA
Bombus pascuorum is the source of this 639-nucleotide messenger RNA. RefSeq lists its product as uncharacterized. The transcript is spliced from 3 exons. The coding region runs from base 89 to 424 and encodes 111 amino acids. Lineage: Eukaryota; Metazoa; Arthropoda; Insecta; Hymenoptera; Apidae. The record is from RefSeq and is a predicted model, not a curated record.